Messenger RNA from Salpingoeca rosetta, 546 nucleotides. RefSeq names its product metal homeostasis factor ATX1. The record is from RefSeq and is a predicted model, not a curated record. The transcript has 3 exons. NCBI's taxonomy places the organism in Eukaryota, Choanoflagellata, Craspedida, Salpingoecidae. Bases 34 to 363 code for a protein of 109 amino acids. Gene Ontology annotation, biological process: copper ion transport. Gene Ontology annotation, cellular component: cytosol. Gene Ontology annotation, molecular function: metal ion binding; copper chaperone activity.
UGUUAGCCGACAAUUGGUGGCUGUCUUUCGCCAAUGCUCCACAACCACGAAAAAACAACAAACAUCUCCAACCAACCAACAAGCAAGCAAGCAAAGCAAAGCAUCAAGUCGACAACGCAAGAACUCCAGUGGACGACGACUGAUCAAUCCAUCAUGCCGACCCAUGUGUUCAACGUUGCCAUGGCCUGCGAUGGCUGCUCCGGCGCCGUGCAGAGGGUGCUGAAGAAGCUUCCAGAGGUUGAGGACAUCUCCAUCGACAUGGCUGGACAGACGGUCACCGUUGUCACCUCCCUUUCCUCAGAUGCCGUCCUUGAGCAAAUCAAGAAGACCGGCAAGGAGACAAGCUUCAAGGAGACCAAGUAACUCGCCUCAGCAUUGCAUGCGCUCUGUGUGUGAGCUCCGGUGUGCGUGCUGCAUGUGCAGCACAAGUGCGCUCAAGCUCUUCAGUCUCAAAACAAUACCCGCCCAUCCAGCGUGCUUGUGUAUUCGUGGAAGCGACGAGACCACGUAACCAACACGCAGCAAUUAAACGACAACACCGACCAA